Messenger RNA from Periophthalmus magnuspinnatus, 252 nucleotides. RefSeq names its product cortexin-3. The coding region runs from base 1 to 252 and encodes 83 amino acids. The record is from RefSeq and is a predicted model, not a curated record. The transcript has a single exon. NCBI's taxonomy places the organism in Eukaryota, Metazoa, Chordata, Actinopteri, Gobiiformes, Gobiidae.
AUGGAUGUGCCUCGGAUGGGCGAGGGCCUGUUCAGCAGCACGCUCUCGGGGGCGUCGGGGGGACACCAUGUGCCCUCCUACCUCACCCUGGAGCAGAAGGCGGCCUUCGUCUUCGUGCUGCUGCUCUUCAUUUUCCUGGCCCUCCUCAUCGUCCGCUGUUUCCGCAUCCUGCUGGACCCGUACCGCAGCAUGCCCUCCUCCAACUGGACAGACCACACAGAGAAGGACACGUUCGACUACCGCAUAGUGUGA